Lycium barbarum (goji berry) is the source of this 1220-nucleotide messenger RNA. Its product is annotated as protein STAY-GREEN homolog, chloroplastic-like. NCBI's taxonomy places the organism in Eukaryota, Viridiplantae, Streptophyta, Magnoliopsida, Solanales, Solanaceae. The record is from RefSeq and is a predicted model, not a curated record. The transcript is spliced from 4 exons. The coding region runs from base 213 to 1028 and encodes 271 amino acids.
AUUACGUAAGUAAGAAACCAAAAUUCCAAAAAAAGUAAAUCCCUCUGCUCCCUAACUGCUAAAAAAAAGGAGUAUUUAAUAUUCGAAUCUUCUAAACCUAGAAUUUGCCUUAAAAUUUGGAGCUUAAAGAACUACUCCAUUAGUUUAAUCCAUCCUUGUUUCUUAUAUUUCAAAUAUAUCAUCAGUUUCAGAGUCUAAUAAUCUCAAGAAAUAUGAGCACUUUGACAACUUCUUUGCUUCCAUUGAAGCUCACCACUGGAAAAGAAAGCUCUGCAUUUGUGUACAGAAGUAGAAGACGACAGUCCAAAAAGAGUCAAUCCAUUGUUCCUGUGGCAAGGUUAUUUGGACCAUCUAUUUUUGAAGCAUCAAAGUUGAAGGUUCUAUUCUUAGGUGUUGAUGAGAAAAAGCAUCCAGGAAAGCUUCCAAGAAGAUACACACUUACACAUAGUGAUAUUACCUGCGAUCUCACUCUUGCCGUUUCUCAGACCAUCAAUAACUCUCAGUUAGAAGGAUGGUAUAAUAGAUUGCAAAGGGAUGAAGUGGUUGCAGAAUGGAAGAAAGUUAAAGGCAAGAUGUCCCUUCAUGUUCAUUGUCACAUUAGUGGAGGCCAUUUCUUGUUAGACUUUGUUGCUAGGCUCAGAUACUAUAUUUUCUGCAAGGAACUUCCUGUGGUAUUGAAGGCAUUUGUUCAUGGAGAUGGGAAUUUGCUUAAGAAUUACCCAGAGUUGCAAGAUGCUUUAGUUUGGGUUUAUUUCCACUCAAAUAUUUCAGAAUUUAACAAAGUGGAUUGCUGGGGUCCACUCAAAGAAGCAUCCUCACUCUCUUCUACUACUACUACCACCACCACUACUACUUCAUCUAGUGAAUUAGGUGAAAUCCAAAUGGCUAAUACAACAACUACAAGUAAUUACAGCUUGGAUUUACCACAGCCAUGUAAAGGUUCUUGCACAUGUUGCUUCCCCUCAAUGAGCUUGAUAUCCUGGUCAUCUUCAUCUUCUAAUCUCUCUAGGCCUAAAUUAGAGCAAUAAACCUAAAGAAAUGAUUCUAUAUUGGUCUAUAAACUUUACUAGAUUGAUGUAUUUUAUUGUCAUUGUAGGACUGGUAAAAAGGAUAGUAGUAAUUCUUUAUUCUACAUGUAAAUAAUUCAAGUGCCCUGGGUUAAGAACAAAAAUACCCAUGUGGGAUUGGCAAUAAAGAUGGUAGAUACAUUUUCUUCUUCU